Hypomesus transpacificus is the source of this 4277-nucleotide messenger RNA. It is a transcript of the gene rb1, whose product is annotated as retinoblastoma 1. The coding region runs from base 157 to 2883 and encodes 908 amino acids. Gene Ontology annotation, molecular function: RNA polymerase II transcription regulatory region sequence-specific DNA binding. The transcript has 27 exons. Gene Ontology annotation, biological process: neuron projection development; regulation of transcription by RNA polymerase II; negative regulation of G1/S transition of mitotic cell cycle. The record is from RefSeq and is a predicted model, not a curated record. Lineage: Eukaryota; Metazoa; Chordata; Actinopteri; Osmeriformes; Osmeridae. Gene Ontology annotation, cellular component: chromatin; nucleus; Rb-E2F complex.
AAUCCGUAGCGAGAGCGGAACCUCAGGAAGUGCAAACUAUUGUAGACUACUACGAGACCGUAGUGGGAUUUAAACGAAAUAAAAAUAUAGAAAAAUACACUGUGCUAUAAUCCGCUUUAAACGUUUUUACUUUAUAAUUUUGUUUCUGCCAUCAAGAUGCCACCCAAAAAAGGCAAAUCUGUACAGAACAACAAAGAAUUGAAGCCUGUUAUAAAAAGUGCCUCUCCGGACAAGACGGAAAAUCAAGAAUUGUCUAUUGAAAAGCACAAAGACAAGGAUGCUGAUUUUGUGACUGUAUGCAAAAGCCUCCGAGUAACGGACUUGGUUUGUGAUCGAGCCUGGUCACUAUGGAAGAAAAUUCAGGGCUCAAUGGACAAAGUUCCGGACACCCAGCAGAGGGUAUGGGGUGCGUGUCUGUUUGUGGUUGUGACAGACCUGGAUGUGACCAGUUUUACCUUCACACAGAUCCAGAAGGCUGUGGAUAUGAAUGUGAACGAGUUCCUGGGUCUUCUGAAGAAGAUGGACGUGAACUUGGACACCAUCAGCACCAAGGUGAACUCGGCGCUGACUCGACUGGAGAAGAGAUACGACGUGUCGCUCGCUCUAUACCAGAGGUUUGAGAAGACUUGCAGCAAAAUAUAUACCAAGGACGAAACCGAGAGGAAAGAGAUCUUGCAAAGCUGCUGGACGAUGUUCUUGUUGGCUAAAGGAAAGGCCCUGCAGAUGGAGGACGACCUGGUCAUUUCCUUCCAGCUGCUGCUGUGCGUGCUGGAGUUCUUCAUCAAACGCUGUCCGCCCGGCCUGCUGCAGCCCCUCUACAAAUCCGCCAUCAGCACGGCCCACAGCCCCCCCACGCGGGCGUCCCGCCGCAACCAGAACAAAGCCAAACCCCGCCCCCCCGAGGUGGACGUGCAGCUCCUGGAGACCUUAUGCAAAGAGAACGACUGCAGCGUCGAAGAGGUGAAGAAUGUGUACCAGACCAGUUUCUCUGCCUUCCUUGAAUCAAUGAGCCUCUCAGGAACCCAAGGUCUUCCUCAGGCAAAUGACCUGAGCAAGCAAUAUGACGAGAUGUACCUCCACACCCGAGACUUUGACGGUAGACUGUUCCUCGACGGAGACACAACGUUGCUCAGUCCCAAGACUCAACCAAUGCAGGUGGAGAGAACGCCUAUGAAGAACCGACCGGAAGACGACCAGGUCAUCAUCCCCCCGCAGACGCCAGUCAGGGCUGCCAUGAGCUCCAUCCAGCAGCUGAGAGUGGACCUGACCUCGUCUGGAGACCAGCCCUCCGCCGUGCUGGCCGUCUAUUUCAAGAACUGCACGCUGGAUCCCACUGGGGAGAUCCUGCAGCGGGUGGAGAGGCUGGGCCAGCUGUUCAGCCAGAUGUUCGACCAGGCCGUAGGGCUGCGCUGCGUGGGCCUCGGCAAACAGAGGUUCACCCUGGGCGUGCGGCUGUAUUACAGAGUCAUGGAGGCCAUGCUGAAGUCGGAAGAGAAGAGGCUGUCUGUGCAGAAUUUCAGUAAACUCCUCAAUGACUCCACAUUCCACACCUCGCUCCUAGCCUGCGCAUUGGAGGUUGUCAUGGCAACAUAUGGCGGGACCUCGUUUAAGAACGGGGGCUACAGCGGGGGGGCCGGGGCCCCCGCCGAGACGGACCUGGGCUUCCCCUGGAUCCUGGACGUGUUCCGGCUGGCCGCCUUCGACUUCUACAAGGUGAUCGAGAGCUUCAUCAAGGCGGAGCCGACCCUGAGCAAGGACAACGUCAAGCACCUGGAGCGCUGCGAACACCUCACCAUGGAGACCAUCGCCUGGAGGGGGGACUCGCCCCUGUUUGAGCUGCUGAGGCUGACCCACGAGGAGGGCCCCGGGGAGCAGGUGGAGCCCCCCUCCACCCUCAACCAGCCCCUCCAGCACAACCACACAGCAGCAGACCUGUACCUCUCCCCAGUGCGCCCCAGCACCAGGGCCCUGCCCCCUCCAGAGUCUCCCUCCACCCCCAGCUCCCAGCCCCCCUCCCAGGCACCUCCGCAGAACCCCAGGCAGCCCAAGUCCAAUUCUCUCAGCCUCUUCUACAAGAAACUUUACCGUCUGGCCUACAUGAGGCUGAAGGUGCUGUUCUCCAACCUGCUGACGUCUCACGCCGACCUGGAGCCCAUCAUGUGGACCCUGUUCCAGCACACCCUGCAGUACGAGUACGAGCUGCUGCGAGACCGUCACCUGGACCAGUUGAUGAUGUCUGCCAUGUACGCCAUCUGCAAGGUGAAGAAUGUCGACUUGCGGUUCAAAACCAUCGUGACUGCGUACAAGAACAUGCCCAACACCAACCAGGAGACAUUCAAGCACGUGCUGAUCAACGAGGGCCAGUACGACUCCAUCAUCGUCUUCUACAACCUGGUGUUCAUGCAGAGACUGAAAACCAACAUCCUGCAGUACGCCUCUCCCAGGCCUCCGACUCUUUCCCCUAUCCCACACAUACCCCGGAGCCCUUACAAGUUCCCAAACUCCCCCCUGCGCGUACCUGGGAGCAACAACGUCUACAUUUCCCCCAUGAAGAACUCUCGCAUGUCCCCUGGGGUCAUGACCCCUCGCUCAAGGAUGCUGGUGUCCAUAGGGGAGUCAUUUGGGACCACCAACAAGUUUCAGAAGAUCAAUCAGAUGGUCAACAGCAGUGAUUGGUCCUCCUUCAAGAGGACUCUGGAUCUGGGCUCCGCCCCCAAGCCCCUGAAGAGGUUACGCUUCGAUGUGGAUGGCCAGGAUGAGACUGAUGGGAGCAAAACCGGGGCAGAUUCAACACUGAUACAGAAGCUGGCUGAGAUGAGUUCCACUCGAAGCCGCAUGCAGGAACAGAAGAUGAAGGAGGACGCUGAGAAGGAGAAACCGUAGAUUCUACUGAAAGACUCUGCCCAACACUGUGCUGUGUUCAGCAAACAGAUCCAGCAAACAGCCUGACAUCCCAUCCUUCCUUGCCUACUUUUUAUUUUAUAAUUUUUUAUUAUUUUUUGUACAUUUGCUUUUUGGAGUAGUUAUAGAUGUGCUGUUUUUUAUAUAUAAACACUACUCCUUGAGAAGUGGUUUGUUAAUACAGAGAAGCUGUUCUCUUUAUUGUUUGGUGUUUAACAGAAACCUCUUUAAUUUUGUUCUCAUUGUAAUUGGAGACUUUUAGUACUACCAUAUUUUAAGAGUGACAUUAGUUUUGAGGGGUGUUUUAUACAAAAAUCAUUGUUUUGGACUUUCGAUAUCAAGUAGUCGACAUAAUGCAGCAUGAGGACAAGUCGUCAGUAAGGACGACCCCGUUUUGAAACAGUAAACCCGCUCAUUAUAUUAUUUUGUAUUUUGUUACAGAGGAUCAAUGCACCUUUAAGGACAUUCAACACUGAAUUACGUGACUUUACAACCUGUAACACACUCCACAAUAAUUAAAGGGGAAAAUAUACUCCACAGUAACAUAAGUUACUGUACCUUUUUUCAACUGAACAGUACAUUAUCUUGUAUUUAAAUCAUCCCUUCUCCAUCUUGACUCUUGAAUAGUAACAGAACAGUGAAAUGUAAAAAUAUGACCUAUAGUAUAUUUUCCCAAAGGGACAUGGUAGCACUUUAUAUUACUAUAUAUGAAUGAUCCUUUUAUUAUGUAGUGUAAAAGGUACUUGUUGAAAUAGUUUGGAAUUAACCAUUCAAAUAACGUGUAAUUGGUAGCUAUCUAUGACCUUAACUGCAGUGGUACCUACUUGGAAAAAGUGAAAGUAUCAUUUCGAUAAGUGCGUUUCACAGCCACGAGGGGACGCUGGAUUCUCGUUUUUUUUGGACAGUCCAGUGCUCUGUCUAAAGUAUGAGACUACCUGUACUUUUAAAGCUGUCUUUGUAGUUGACAUUAACCUAUUCGUCAAAGUCAAAUUACGCGGGUCUAAUGUCAUGGAGCGGCGAGUUUAUAUAAUGAACUGGAGAACGCGGUGACUCAAGUGGCGGGGCUGACAAUGAUUCCAUCAGGGACGUUCAGGAGGUGUUUUCGUAUCGUCGUCUGGAUUCCAGUCCUCGUUGUUACUUCGGUUGUGAUAUGGUCGUAUUAUGCCUACGUUGUUCAACUUUGUAUUUGUAAGUAGCGUAUAGUAGUCAACGAGGGCGAUUAAACGAUUUGCGUUCAUUGAGAGCCUAUAAUCCAUCAAUUAACUUGUUUUUAGUUUUUUACAGUUGUCUUCAGUUUUGUAACAUACAUCUGUGUUUUAAUUAAUUUGUUUUAAUUGUUUGCCUUGUGUUGAUGUUUUAAAAUAAUGCCAAACUUA